Messenger RNA from Nymphaea colorata (pocket water lily), 1419 nucleotides. RefSeq names its product aspartyl protease AED3-like. Bases 26 to 1303 code for a protein of 425 amino acids. The record is from RefSeq and is a predicted model, not a curated record. NCBI's taxonomy places the organism in Eukaryota, Viridiplantae, Streptophyta, Magnoliopsida, Nymphaeales, Nymphaeaceae. Gene Ontology annotation, molecular function: aspartic-type endopeptidase activity. Gene Ontology annotation, biological process: proteolysis. The transcript has a single exon.
UCAUCUCUUACACCAAGCUCUCGCAAUGGGAAACCCCUUCACUUCCUUUAGCUUCUUCUUCUUCUUCUUCUUCACAGCCAUAUGGCUGACCAGUGCCUCCCCAUCUCCCUCCGUGACCCUAACUCUCAUACCCGCGAACAGCAACCUCUCACCUUUCAAGUCAUCCCCAUCACCUCCUUCUCUAGACCAAAUCAAUGCCCAUGACAAGGCUCGCUUGAUCUACCUCGACAACCUCAUAGCCAAAACAGACGUGCCCGUUGGCUCAGGUCGCCAGUUCCAGCAGGCAGGCAACUACUUGGUCAAAGCCAAUGUGGGCACACCCGGUCAGACCUUGUUCAUGGUCAUGGACACAAGCAAUGAUGCUGCAUGGGUGCCAUGCAGUGGCUGCACCGGCUGCUCAUCCCCUACCCUCUUCACUCUUGAACAAUCUACGACCUUCAAGCCGCUGCAAUGCGGCGCGGCCCAAUGCCGACAAGUAUCCAACUCAUAUUGCACCUUGUCGGACUGCCAUUUCAAUAUGACGUAUGGCGACUCAUCCUUUGAGGCGUUGUUAUCUGUUGAUUCGCUUACUUUGGCCAGCAGCACCAUACCCAGCUAUGCUUUUGGCUGCCUUAAGUCCGUGACUGGGACCUCAAUCCCACCACAGGGCCUGCUGGGACUAGGCCGAGGACCAUUGUCACUCCUAUCUCAAGCAGGCACUCUCUACCAGAAGACCUUCUCUUACUGCCUGCCCAAUGCCAAGUCUAUGAACUUCUCCGGUUCGUUGCGUCUCGGACCAGUCGGCCAGCCGACACGGAUACUUUACACCCCAUUGCUAACGAACCCCAGACGGCCAUCACUGUACUAUGUCAACAUGACAGGGAUAAAGGUAGGGAGAAGGACAGUGAACAUUCCGCCCAAUGUGUUGGCGUUUGACCCUACCACCGGUGCUGGAACCAUAUUCGACUCGGGCACCAUGGUGACUCGCCUAGUGGCCCCGGCAUACGUCGCAGUCCGAGACGAGUUCCGGCGACGGAUCAACCAGCCGGUGACCUCGCUAGGUGGGUUCGAUACGUGCUACAGUACGCCAAUUGUGCCGCCGACGAUUACAUUCCAGUUCGACGGGAUGAACAUGACCUUGCCGGAGGAGAAUGUUCUCAUACACAGUACCUAUGGCACCACAUCCUGCUUGGCCAUGGCUGCUGCACCAGUCAAUGUCAACUCUGUGGUGAACGUGAUUGCCACCAUGCAGCAGCAGAAUCACAGGGUCCUCUAUGACAUUCCAAACUCUCGUCUAGGUGUGUCACGUGAGCUCUGUACCUAGUAAACCGAUCGUGUCACAUGAGCUCCUAUGGAUCGCCACUGUCUUAGACAGCAGUCCAUGUUUCUGCUUUUUGUCUUCUUGCUAAGGAAUGCCAAAAUAUUCGACUGUUGGUUCUC